AUGAAAUCUGAUGUACUGAACGCGACCGCGGAAUUUGAGGUUGAGCAGACAGUAAAAAAAUCACGUAGAUCAGUAGCUAGAAUACUUGAAGAAGAUCUUUGGCAUCAAGGUAUCGUGCCCUAUGAAAUUGAAGGCAUAUUUAACGGAUCAGAAUGCAAAAUGAUAAAACAAGCUAUGCGCGAGUGGGAGAAAUCUACAUGCCUUAAAUUUGUUCCGAAAAUUGAAAACCAGCAUAAAAAAUAUUUAGUGUUCACAAAAUCUGAUGUCGGGUGUUAUACAAGUUUUGGAAAUGAACACCGAAAAAGCAGCAUCGGAAUGAACUGUAAGUGUAUGAAAUUUGGAACUAUUUUACAUGAAUUGGGUCAUGCAAUUGGUCUUUAUCACGAGCAUGUGCGCCCAGAUCGUGAUCAUUAUAUUGAAAUUCAUUAUCAUCGUGUUUUAACGAGUCGUAGACAUAAUUUUUAUGAAAUACCGCGGGACGAGGUCAAGAUUUUUGGAGAGUAUGAUUUUGAUUCUAUAAUGCACUAUCCUGAAAACGCUUUUUCAAUACAAAAUAAUGAAACAGUUAUUGAACCUAAAGUUAAAAUUAAUGGAAAAACGCCGAUUAUCGGACAGAGAUCCUAUUUGAGUAAAAAUGAUAUUGCAGGAAUAAAUUAUUUGUACAAAUGUCCUCGGUGUGGAGGUACAUUAUCAGAAGCUCAGGGCAUUUUCAGUCCACCAUCAAAACUAAAUGGUUCGGAGGUAGGUUUCGAAUAUUGUCAGUGGAUAAUCAGGGCUGCUCAAGGCGAAAGAAUUAAACUUGUCAUCGCACUAUUAGACAUUCGCAAGACUUCUAAUUGUUCAACUGAUUACUUGGAAAUUCGGAAUGGCUACCAGACUAACAGUACUGUCUUAGGUCACUACUGUGGAGAUGUUGAAUCGGCCACUAUAAUUACGAAUAAUUUUGUAACCGUAAAAUUCGCGAGAUCUCAAUUUGAAAACCAUCGUCCAGGUUUUAUAUUGGAAUACAAGGCUGUUUGCGGCGGUGAUAUUUAUUUAGAAAGUGAUGAUACUUAUUAUUUAGAAUCACCAAAUUAUCCAGAGUCAUACGAACCGAAUAAACUGUGCCAUUGGAACAUCAGAGCUCCUUACAAGCAUUAUAUAGUAAUUGAAUUUAGUUACUUCGAACUUGAAGAAAGUACUGGUUGUAAAAAUGAUUUUUUGGAAGUACGAGAGGCUGGAAGUGAAGGUGCGCCAAUUAUUGGAAGUUACUGCGGUAAAAAAGACCGUUUAGACAUAGCUGCUAUAAUGGAUAGAAUUGUUCUGACGUUUGUUACCAAUGAAAUGAAAGAAGCGGGAGGUUUUUCUGCCGCCAUUUCUGCAAUAUCUCAAUAUCAAUAUCAAUAA
This is a messenger RNA of Microplitis mediator, 1386 nucleotides long. Its product is annotated as bone morphogenetic protein 1-like. The transcript has 5 exons. The record is from RefSeq and is a predicted model, not a curated record. Bases 1 to 1386 code for a protein of 461 amino acids. Lineage: Eukaryota; Metazoa; Arthropoda; Insecta; Hymenoptera; Braconidae. Gene Ontology annotation, biological process: proteolysis. Gene Ontology annotation, molecular function: zinc ion binding; metalloendopeptidase activity.